GCGAGGCGGGGCGUGUACCCACAAUGCUCCGUGCUCUUAUGUCAGGUGACCUGCCGAAAGGGAGACAGAUGAUGUCGUCUGUGAAUACUAGGGAAAUGAAUAAGUCCGUAAUGGUGUCGCUGUUUGUUUACGCCGUUUUAAUCACAGGCGUUUUUGGUGACCGCCUUACGGUCCUUCAUGCUCCACAGUAUGUGACGUUCCGAGAAGGACAGUGGCCAAUUUCUGGGGAGAAGAUACCAGACCUUGUGUCUCUUACCAUGGGGUUUUCUGUGCAGGAGGAGCUGGGAUGGCCGGGCCUGCAGGUUGGCCCCCUGUUUCAGCGUCCGCGGGCUGCUGCUCUGCUGCUGGUGAGGGGGGUGGACAGCUUGCAGUUUCCCCAGAGCGCUGUGUCCUACCCACUGGAAAAUCCUGUGCCCUUCACCCUGGACAGUGUUUCCAACACAGUGCACUCCCUGUUUGCGGACGACACGCCUGUGGUACUGCAGCUGGCUCCCAGUGAAGAGAGGCUGUAUAUGGUGGGCAAAGCCAACCUAGUAUUUGAAGACCUUCCUGUGACCUUGCAGCAGAUUAAGGGUCGUCUCUCCCAAGAGGGCUCCAUCCUCACCUCCCUGCCCCUCAACUCCCUUAGCAGGAACAAUGAGGCGGACCUGCUUUUCCUGUCUGAGGUGCAAGUGUUGCAUGACAUCGCUGCCCUGCUGUUGAGGCACAAGCACCUCGCGAAGGACCACUCCCCAGACGUGUACUCCCUGGAGCUGGCUGGACUGGAGGAGAUCAGUCGCCGAUAUGGCCUGGACUCCCCGCAGUACAGGGAUGCUGCCAAUAUCCUGGCCCGUGCUCUGCAGAAGUUCGCAGAAGACGUUUCCAGCAUCUACGGCGAUAAUGCAGUGGUAGAAGUGGUGACAGUGAAAAGCUUUGAGGUGCCCCUCACCAGGAAGUCGCGAUCGAUCCUGCAGUCCGGCCAGAUUAGCAACCCGGGGACCAAGUACAAUCUAGCCUACAGUUACAACUUUGAGUACUCUGUGAUCUUCAACAUUGUGCUGUGGCUCAUGAUUGGCCUGACGCUGGCAGUCAUCGUCAUCUCCUACAACCUGUGGAACAUGGACCCAGGCUAUGACAGCAUCAUCUACAGAAUGACCAAUCAGAAGAUCCGUCUGGACUAAGCAGUCCUGGCCUCCUUCCCCCUGAUUUGUCGUGGUGUGCCCCUCCCCCUUAUGUCCCCCUCCCCCAUCGAGCAGCCUGGGUUGCCGAGUCCCAUUCUCCUCUGAUGGUCUUCAGACUUGGCAUUAAUUUAUUUCCAAAAUCCAGUGGUGGCUUUGCACAGUUGCUCACAUGAAUUACAGGAAUUUGUUGAAUAUUUGCCCAUAUUGAUAUGAGAAAUACCGAAAUCUUGCUUAUUCCUUCUUUCAUAUCAAUUAGCUUUCCAUUCCAUUUUAAACUCAAGGCACAUGUUGCGUAAUGGUGUCGGAGUGCUGUAUGUGUGCUGUUUGUCAGAACUCGUUCAGACCGCAGGAACACCUCUCAGCGAUUGCCCCUGCGGCCUGGCCUGGCCCUGCGGCCUGGCCCUGCGGCCUGGCCCUGCGGCCUGGCCCUGCGGCCUGGCCCUGCGACAUACCCCUUGGUAAAUUGCACUGAAGUCCUGCAUUUUUAACAAGCUGUUUUGCAGAGGACUGUGUAACGUUACUGAUGGCUUCCGUGUUCUGAAGGUUCUCCAGAAGUCUAUUGAGGAUCAUAUGAGUUAUACCCAAGACCAUGGGGUAUGUCUUUGGCUACGGCUUCUUAGGGACACAGUGCAUUGCAAAGUUCUGUUUACAUCAGGCUGCUGGAGAUUUGAUUGGAGAAAAUACCCUGGUGAGUUCAUCUUGGGAGUUUGCUGGUGUUAUAAGUCUUAAUGCUAGUUUGUGUACUGGUUAAAUUAAUGGAUAUAAAUAUAUGUAUAUACUGAGAAGAUUAUUCAUUUAUGAAGAUAUUUUAAUGGUUGUCAUGAUGCAUCAUAGUGCUUGGUGUGUUUAGACCCCUGACGUUGUGCUGGUACAUGGUCUGUAAAGGUUAUUUUGAGUGGAUGUUCUGUGAUUGGUAUGCAACAUUCCCAUUGCCCUUCGUGUUGACAUUCUUUUCGUGUUAAAAGGGGUUUAAUUUGCUUUUAGUUUCCUGUGAUGUAGAAGUAGAACAGAGUGUUAGUGUGUGUCUUUGUGCAGGCGCCCCAGCCGGCUUCAAUUUAGAGGAUGCAUCUUAGGAAAUGAAAUUGUGAGCUUUUAAAUGGAUGAAAGUGGCUGCCAUUUUCCAAAGGUAUGGGAGAUGUGUAACCUUGUGAAAUGUUCAAAUAAAAAAAGGUCCACCUUCA
Paramormyrops kingsleyae is the source of this 2341-nucleotide messenger RNA. It is a transcript of the gene atp6ap2, whose product is annotated as ATPase H+ transporting accessory protein 2. Gene Ontology annotation, biological process: positive regulation of Wnt signaling pathway. NCBI's taxonomy places the organism in Eukaryota, Metazoa, Chordata, Actinopteri, Osteoglossiformes, Mormyridae. Gene Ontology annotation, cellular component: external side of plasma membrane; membrane. Gene Ontology annotation, molecular function: signaling receptor activity. The record is from RefSeq and is a predicted model, not a curated record.